AUGGAGAACGACAUUCGACGCACAGAAAUCACCAGUGACCUCAAAAAGGCUUUUGGAGAUGGGCCCUUUGAUGUUAUGAUUGCGGGGACGUUCGAUUUGAUCCAUCCGGGUCACAUCAAUUACAUCAACGAAGCUGCGCAGUAUGGACGAGUCACAGUGAUUAUCGCGAGAGACUCUGUCGUGAAACAGAAUAAGAUGCGAGAGACUGUCUUAGAUGAAGACAUGCGGCUCGUUGUUGUUGGUGCUCUUAAAGGCGUCGAAAAUGUCGUUCUUGGUGACGAAGAUCCCCAAAAAUGGUAUCGACCGGUUUUGCAGUACAACCCUCAUCUCUUUUUAAUGGGGGUAAACCAACCGGGCGACUUGACUAAGUUCCAAAAGGUAAUUCGUGACAUGGGCGGAAGAACCAUCUUCAAGAGAUCGUCUUGUCUCGUACUGGAAUACUCUCUAAAGUCGUCGACGAUGAUCAGAAAAAGGGUGGUGGAUGUCGAGAACGAGAGUAAAAGUCCAAGUCCGAAGCCUUGUUCGUAUGAUUGA
Messenger RNA from Entamoeba invadens IP1, 534 nucleotides. RefSeq lists its product as hypothetical. The record is from RefSeq and is a predicted model, not a curated record. NCBI's taxonomy places the organism in Eukaryota, Evosea, Mastigamoebida, Endamoebidae. Gene Ontology annotation, molecular function: catalytic activity. The transcript has 2 exons. Gene Ontology annotation, biological process: biosynthetic process. The coding region runs from base 1 to 534 and encodes 177 amino acids.